AUGAAAUCGUCAAUCACCACAGCAGCAGCACAACGAUGCCCGGUAGAGCCAGCUACCAUCCGGGCAAGCCCUGGCAAGCUGUGGACGAACAAGGCCUCGUUGAAAGAUGUUCCUCCAGGAUGGUAUUGGAUAAUAUUUUGUGUCUCUUUUGAUGGUCUUGACUUGGACCAGAUUACCACCAUGCUCUUUGAUGCCGAGCGGGGCGAUGCCUUGAACAAUAUGGGAACACUUAUCGAGGUGACGGGAAAGGAGGAAUACUUGCAUCUCUGUGUUGCCGCCAAAUGUCGUUCAACUUUUCAGCCCAGUGAGAUCCCACUGUUCAAGCUUCACUAUGUCGAACUUGGGACCAGUAGCUUUCGAUCCGCGGCUGGAGAGGAAGACUACGUCCUCUAUGGAUUUGGAAACCCGGACCAGGUCAUCACUGUCGACCGUGGCCCCAGUUCGCCCGAGAGGCCGACAGCUACAAAGAUCCGGACGUUUGGCAUCUCUGACAAGGGCGAGUUUGCUGUCACGCUUCAUUUGAGAGAAAGCGACACCAGUCCAGGAUCGCCUACUACAUCAAACACGGGCGCAACGAUCAUUACUGUCGACACCGCAACAUCAACAGCCACACUCGAUAAUCCUCCAUCCAGUACUGUUCCCACGAUCGACGACAGACGUCCAAGAGUCCAUGCAGUCAUUUCGGUGUGGGAUAUUCGCUCAUCAAACGACUCCAUCGAUGUCGACGUGAAGGCUUGUCCUGAUUGGGGUCCGCUGCAGUAUUCACGGCCGUGUGCGGAGACCGAAAAUGUGUUACCUGACAUGCUCGCUUCACCUGAGGCCUGGAAAAGGUUUCACGCAUGCAUCAGCAUCUCCACAAAAGGAACAAAGGUGACUCUCUGCGGAAUCGAAACCACCUACGGCGUACUUCCCUUUGUUGUGUACGACUGCAAUCCGCCAGCUUAUCCGGACCAAGUUCAUGGGCCCAGAACCCUCACCCAAGGGUCGACAUGCAAGGAGCUGGUAUCUUUUUCGGGACAUUGUGUCUUUCAUCGGAUUGACCCCGACCAGUUCGACCACCUCGACGACAACGAGAACGAGAGAUUCAUCACCUUCAAUGGAUCGGUCUUUGAGGUCUACAGCACUAAAUCCUCGGGAUGGAAUCAGUUACACAGGAUCACACUUUCCCUGGAUCUCAGUUUGAGUCGACCACACUUCUAUGUGUUUGUUCAGAGUUUGAGAGGCCGGUACUUUGCAUGGACUGGAGUUCCUGGUGUAGUGUCUAUCUGGAAUAUUGAGAAGGCCAAGCUCGUCAAAAACAUUUACGUGGAUAUCGAUACAAGCCCGAUCCACGCGGUACUAUCUCCUGACGGAAGUAAGGUUGCCAUCUCACUGAAAGGAUCCGUCCAGAUCUACCAGUCCACGACCGGGAUACUGCUAGGUACCCAUACCAAGAGCGUUUUGUCAGACAACAACUCUGAAGUAGUGCUAGGGAACGAGUACUUUGUGGUGAAGGAUAAAUCCCAUGCGUUUCCGGGUGGACCCGUCGAUGUCCGGUCGAUUAUCAGGAUCCAGGACAUGAAAGUCGUUUAUCCGGAACUCCCCUUUCACCCGGACUAUCACUUGAUGUACCCUCUCCCGUCCACGACCACCAUUGCAGCCUACAAGCAGGGAUCAGUGCUGAACAUCAAGAGGAUGACAGCCAUAGAGUCGCCCAGUCUACCGCAUUCUUGCAGUAAUACCCCAUGCGAGCUGAAGGAAGUCCCAAUCGACGAUUUUAUCGACAAAAAAAUAUUCACCUACGCUGAAGGUGUCUUUGAGGUAAAAUGCUUCCAGGAAUAUCUUAACGGAUGUAUGAACAUGAUGCUCAAGGUUACCGUCAGAGAAAGCUUAAACGAUUCCCCAGCCACGGUUCCCAAGUCAAUGGUCCUCCCUCUCGGCGAUACCACAGCCGGCUUCCGUGGGCAUUAUCUGCCUAAGCCUUCAAAACUCGUCGUCUUUGCGGAAGGGUACAUGAAGGUCUGGAGCCUCUCCUCGACCGCUGCACAUGUCUGCCAGCUCGACUACGUCUGGGGAUCUCUGCCAUACCAGCCUGAAAAUGCAAAGUCCUACUGUUACCGUCCGUUGCUUAAAGCUUGGUCCUGUCGACAUGGAGCUAGCAUGAAAUAUCGUCUUGGAAAGCCUGUUUGGUAUGAACACAACGUCGCCAAGGGCAACACUGAAUCGACAAAGCGCGACAUCCUCACAGUCCCCCCCAACCGGGAUGUUGAAUCAGUCACGACUUCGGAAGGACAGCGGCUCGAAUACGGGAUCUUCAGCCUCAUCGACAUUUACGGAUACAAAGACCCAAGCUGCAAGCAGGACAUCAUUCGCUAUCUCUUGACGUGUAUACGACCCUCGACCAUCAACCCAACCUCCUGUCUUGUUCCGCUCUGCCAGGCAUGGUCUCUGAAGAAUCAAGCCUGCAUCCUUGCAAUUGUGCAAGAGAUCCUUCCAGAGACGAUGGUGACCUGGAUUCCCGACAGCACAGCUACUGAGACCACCGACCCUUUGGCGAUCCUGAUGAAAAUUGCCAAGAAGGAGCGGUCCGUCAUUAAAGUUGUUCGAGUGGUGAUAGGCUAUUGUGUUGCACAAGCGACCCGAUUCAACAACAUGGCCUUUUUGCACCCCCUGUUUGGAAGUAUGCGUGAGAUUAUCAAGUAUUACCCCGAGGACGCUCUCAAGUACAUGGGCCGCAUCGCCUUCUUCCGCGUCAAGUAUCCGUCCUACCUGUGGGAGAACCACAUCCCCAGUCAAAAGCUAACUCCGUUUCGGUUCUCAUUAUUCAAGUCCAUUCGUCGCAUCGGGAUGUCAGAGCUGGAGAUCAAGCGUGGCGCUCGUUUGGAGUCAAUCAUGCAGUUCAAGUACAACAUGGAGACGAAGGACUGCGAGGGCGGGGACGGGUCUGGGGAUCCGGUCUUUAUGGCGUCGUUCGAUGCGCUUUGGUACAACAAGAGCAGAGAUGUCGACAGAGAGAAGGAUCGGAUAUGUGCAUCCAAAGGCCGUCGGCGAGGUAGAAGCGGAGAGCAAGGUGCAAACGGAAGCGGGAGCGUAGGCGGGGUUAGUGAUGCACAACUCACCCCUCACAACAGUAUGGCCGCCUCUGAUAUGUUUGGCGAGCCAUUGACGUCUGAGGAGACGACAAUGUGGAAGGCCCUUCUUCAGAUGAUUCAACUCAAGCUCCUAUUCCGCGCCCCUCCAGUUGUGGAGUGCUACAAAUUUGAACUCGAGCUCUUUGACAAUCCCGCCAUCGCUGCUCUGGUCUCCUACAAGUGGGAUACGAUCGGAUACCCUUAUUGGUUUGUGCGGUUCUUUUGCCAAUUUGUCUACUAUGUGUUGGUCGUCACAGCGGCGCUCACUCAAGUAUACAACCCGCGACCAAGUAGGCUGUACGGGGUUUUUAUCGCGGUCAUCGCCAUGGCUGUCAUCUUUAUCACGCUGGAGAUCAUGCAAGCAAUCCAAGACUGGAAACGAUAUCUCAGAUCUCAUUACAACAUUGUGGACGUGGCGGCUUUUGGAAUCCCCUUGGUCGCGAGCAUUCAACAACUUGUCUUGAUUUGCGAUCAGAAAGAGUCAAGCAACAACCGUGCUCUGAGUUUUUCUGUUUUGGUUGUAUUUUUCCACAUGCUGAUUGAGUUGAGGAUUAGCAAGGGCGUCUGCAAAUACGUGACAAUCAUCCAACAGGCCGUGGUCGAAAUCUGGAUCUUCUUCAUGAUCUUUGCAGGAUGUAUUGUCGCAUUCACGAUCACACUUCUCCAUCUCAGGAUGAACUCGAUAGAGGAUUGGCCUUUCCAUUUGGCUAUGUUUAUUUUCUUGUUCUCGACUACUAUCCUCAUGCUCAAUGUCUUGAUCGCACUGAUCAAUGUGGCAUUCGCAAAGGGAGACGACAGCUGGCGGUUGGCAUGGAUCGAAGCUCGGCUACGAUAUAUCGAGUCGGCCGAGAACCUGUCGUACCAUAUCCCAGGAUUCCGUCAAACCUUUGACUGCUUCCCUAAACUGAUCUACUUCACUACCACCGCCAAGGAUUUCAACGCCUACAUCAAAAAGUAUCCCAAGGACCAACGGCAGGACGAUAUUGAGUCGUUGAUUGAUGAGUGGGUCAAGCCCGAGAGAGAUCUCCAUGGUGAUCAGGACGGUAGCGAUGAAGAGAAGGAUAAGGAUGUGAGAAAGAUGCCUGAUGCUAGCCCGAAGGUCGAACAUCUUCCUCUCAACAGCUACGAUAGCAGGACGAGUGCUAGCACUUCCUACUGGCCGCCCAAUUCUGGAACCCAAGAAAGUGAUAGCGGUGCCGGUGUCGGCGUCGGCAGCGGUGUUAGUGGCCACCUGCGACAGUAUGACAGUAGCAGUGGAGGCAGCGAUGAGGGGAAAGGUUACGACUAUAAUCAACAGCAGAACUCAUCGAUCACGUCUCCACUUUACAAGCCCAGCAACCCAGGACCAUCCUCCUCAUCACAACCAACACGACCAGCGGCAGUAGUGGUUCCGACCUUGGUGGUGGCGACGGAAGAGAGAGUGAAUGAUACAGAGGCAAUGAUGGGUCCGGAGGUCUUGUCGGCGACAGUGCGUAGUUUGGACCGUCGGAUGAAUAGUCUUUCUGAGCAGGCGGGUCGUAUCGAGGAGGCUUUGAUGGCACUGUUAAGUCCUCGGUCCGACAACUUUACUGCUGUUGGCGUUGGAUCUUCGUCGUCGCUGUCGUCACCUUUGUAG
This is a messenger RNA of Linnemannia hyalina, 4725 nucleotides long. Lineage: Eukaryota; Fungi; Mortierellomycota; Mortierellomycetes; Mortierellales; Mortierellaceae. The record is from the annotation of a GenBank genome assembly.